AUGUCUGAGAUGCGAACAGUGGACGUCAAGUCCCAAAUCGCGGACGAAACUGCAAAAGACAUUUCUCAGGGCGAACUCCAUUACGAGGAGCUUAGUGCAGAAGAUGACAAGAGAAUUCUACGCAGGAUUGACAUGUGCCUUCUCCCAGCAAUGGCCGCUUCAUAUAUGUUUCAGUUUCUAGACAAAUCUGCCCUCAGUUACACCGCCAUUAUGGGCUUACGAACAGACCUCGAGCUUUCAGGAUCUGGAUAUUCAUGGGCCAGCAGCAUCUAUUACUUUGGAUACUUGAUUGCAUCCUAUGUAGCUGGUGUUAUCAUGGUUCGGUUUCCCAUUGGCAAGACAAUUGCGGCAUCCAUAAUCAUCUGGGGAGUCAUAUUGAUGCUGACCGCCGUAACUUUCAACACUGGAAGCCUGUUGGCCAAUCGCUUCUUUCUGGGUGUCGCUGAAUCCGCCAUCGCCCCAGGUCUCAGCGUUGUCACUGCAAUGUGGUAUAAAAGAUCAGAGCAGCCUCUACGCCAUGGAGUAUGGUUCCUUGGAAACACGUGCGCAGGAAUCUUUGGUGGCGUCGUCGCUUAUGGUAUUGGACAUAUUCAGAGCAUUGCACCAUGGAAGGCCGUGUUUCUCAUUUUUGGAGCAAUCACUGUCGCCUGGUCGUUUGCCAUUUUCUUUCUACUUCCAGAUACCCCGAUGAAGGCAUGGUUCCUGAGCGAAGAGGACAGCCGAAAGGCCGUUGCGCGAGUCAAAGAUAACAUGACCGGCAUUAAGAGCGACAAGUUCAAGUGGUACCAAUGCACCGAGGCAUUGCUUGACCUAAAAACCUGGGGACUCUUCUUAAUCCAACUCUGCAGUCAGAUUGCCAAUGGAGGAGUGCACAGCUUCGGCUCUAUCGUGAUUAAGGGAUUCGGUUUCAGCACACUCAACACCCUCCUUGUCCAGAUGAUCAGUUUUGUGUUCCAGUUUGUCUUCGUCCUCCUUGCAACGGGAGGCAGCACUUGGCUGCACAACACUCGCACCUACUGGAUGGCAUGGAACUUGGCCGUUUCAAUUGUCGGAGCUGCAAUGGUUCGACAGAUUUCUUCGGACAACAUUUGGGCUCGCUUUAUGGGAUACUGCCUCACCGUCGCAUACAGUGCCAAUUUCCCACUGACAUUGGCCAUGUCGUCUGGAAAUUUUGGUGGAUUCACAAAGAAAACCACUGUCAACGCUAUGAUCUUCAUCGGGUAUUGCGCCGGAAACAUCAUCGGACCUCAACUAUUCUUUGAUGAUGAGGCCCCGUCGUAUCCUUCCGGGUUUCUGGCGAUGAUGAUCUGCUAUGGAGUUGCAUUGGUAACUUGUUUUAGCCUACGAUUCUACCUUAUCUGGGAGAAUCGCCGUCGUGACCGUGUUAGCAAUGAGGAGAUCAACAGUGAUUCUCAGGGAAGCCUGGAUUUCGGUUCAUUGGACAAGACCGAUAAGGAGAUGUCGCAGUUUCGCUACGUUUACUAG
This is a messenger RNA of Ilyonectria robusta, 1485 nucleotides long. Its product is annotated as major facilitator superfamily domain-containing protein. The transcript is spliced from 6 exons. Gene Ontology annotation, biological process: transmembrane transport; allantoate transport; tripeptide transport. Gene Ontology annotation, molecular function: allantoate transmembrane transporter activity; dipeptide transmembrane transporter activity. Bases 1 to 1485 code for a protein of 494 amino acids. The record is from RefSeq and is a predicted model, not a curated record. NCBI's taxonomy places the organism in Eukaryota, Fungi, Ascomycota, Sordariomycetes, Hypocreales, Nectriaceae. Gene Ontology annotation, cellular component: plasma membrane.